AUGGCUGACCACGGUGCCAACUAUGGCGACAGCCAAUCCGGCCUUCCUGUGGCCAAUGCCACCAAGAAUGAGGUCAAGAAGCCCAAGAAAAAGAAGGUCCUCUUGAUGGGCAAGAGUGGCUCAGGGAAAUCCAGCAUGCGCAGCAUCAUCUUCAGCAACUAUAUCGCACGCGACACACGCAGGCUAGGCGCCACCAUUGACAUUGAUCUCUCGCACGUCAAGUUCCUUGGAAACCUAACCCUCAACCUGUGGGACUGCGGCGGCCAAGAGGCCUUUAUGGAAAACUAUCUUUCGCAGCAGCGCGUCCACGUCUUCUCCAACGUCGGCGUCCUCAUCUACGUUUUCGACAUUGAGUCUCGCGACGUCGACCGCGACCUCGCCACCUACGUGUCCAUCCUCUCCGCCCUCCUCCAGUUCUCUCCGCAAGCCCGCAUCUACGUCCUCAUCCACAAGAUGGACCUCGUCGUCCCCGCCCACCGCGAGUCCGUCUACGACGAGCGCGUCCGCAUCGUGCGCCAGAAGACGGCCGAAUACGCCCAUAGCAUAGGCUUCUCCGCCGCCGCGGCCGACGACGCCUCCCCGACCGACACGAGCCCCCUCGCCAGCGCCGCCGCGACGCCCGAUAUCACCCCCUUUGCGACCUCCAUCUGGGACCAGUCCCUCUACAAGGCCUGGGCCUCCAUCAUCCACGACCUCGUCCCCAACCUUGCGACCAUUGAGCGCAACCUCGCCAACCUCGGCACCGCCAUCGAGGCCGAAGAGCUGCUCCUCUUCGAGCGCACCUCCUUCCUCGCCGUCUCCUCCUGGACCUCCCCGGAGGGCCUGCGCAACCCGACCGAGGACCGCCUCGAGCGCAUGUCCAACAUUAUGAAGCACUUCAAGCAGAGCAUCAGCCGCUUCACCGGCACGCCGCGCAACGCUGAGCAGUUCGUCCGCAUGGAACACAAGGCUGGCCUGCGCUUCAAUCUGUUCAUCCUCAAGUUCACGACCAACACGUACCUCAUGGUCGUGCUGCCGCCGGGCGAGGCCCGCUUCAACGCCGCCAUGCUGAACUGCCAGAUUGCCAUUGAGCACUUCAAGUUCCUCGACGGGCCGGCGACGCUGGCAGCGCAGGGCGUGGCUUCCUAG
Molecule: messenger RNA, 1128 nt
Organism: Verticillium nonalfalfae
Lineage: Eukaryota; Fungi; Ascomycota; Sordariomycetes; Glomerellales; Plectosphaerellaceae
Gene: GTR1
Product: GTP-binding protein gtr1
Exons: 2
Coding region: 1-1128 (375 amino acids)
Biological process (GO): cellular response to amino acid stimulus; regulation of autophagy; cellular response to starvation
Cellular component (GO): nucleus; Gtr1-Gtr2 GTPase complex; fungal-type vacuole membrane
Molecular function (GO): GTPase activity; GTP binding
Source: RefSeq, a predicted model, not a curated record